AUGGUACUUUCUGUCGGAUCGUUAAGUCGCAAUUUCAAUCCGAUGGCAAUAACAUUAAGUUUGGGGCUCGCUUCUGCGCACGUUAUACCAUCGGAAACAACUGACGAUUAUACGCGUUCCCAACCAUAUGAUGACGGUUUCGACGAUGAGCUUGACAUAGAUCUUAUGAUAUUCAGCUUAGUUUUCAUGGUCUUCUGUUAUUUUUUGCUGACUAUCGUGUACUUCACUGUCAAAUUCUUCAUCAGAAGGUACUUUAGAGCAAGCAUCUCAUUGAAUGGCAAUGAUGGACGCCGCAGAGUACAUGGUCCUGUCAACGCUAGAUGGCCCAGUGCUUUGGAUGAUGAGGAGUUGGUUAAGGAACGGUUGGCCAUGAUGUCACCCGAAGAACAGUUUUACUACAGACAGGGUGAGGAAUUCAUCAAACAAAAUCCACCUCUUAUUGUGCCUGAUCAGACCGUAGAUGGUCAAGAAAUCGUUGAUCCCAUCAUAAAUGAACAGACUUUGCAAUAUAUUGAAGAAGAAGGCGCCCGGGCAUGGGAAUUUCAGCCAGAUUCUAAUCUUCCGAACGACACAGUUCUCGUGGAAAAUAAGACCGAAAUCACUUUCUUAAACUAUAACUACGAUGCAUCCGUAAUAUCCAAUCUUCCCAUUCCUCUUUUGAACCGCGUUUAUUAUUGUGAAUUCAAGAUUUUCGAGCUCAACACUGCUGGCAGUAACAAUAUUCACCUUUCUAAAAACGAAAUGAUUUCGUUUGGUCUAACAACCGCUCCAUACCCAUAUUUCAGGUUACCAGGUAGACACCAUCACUCUAUUGCAUAUGACUCCACAGGAGCUAGGAGAUUUAAUGAUUCUUUUGAGCUAGCUCCAGAGUUAGCUUCGAUAUUCCCUCGCUGCGAAAAAGGUGAUGUCAUUGGUAUUGGCUACAGGACUAAUAGUGGAACAGUUUUCUUUACGCGCAAUGGUAAGAAACUGAGUGAAAAAUCUAUCGGAGGUCACAUCAAAGGUUGGAAAUUCAAGUACAUAUACCCUAUUGUCGGUGCGAACAUUCCGUGUAAGAUUCACGUUAAUUUUGGAUCCUAUGGUUUCGUUUACAUUGAAGCAAAUGUGAAGAAGUGGGGUUAUGCGAAGUCAAAUGGUCUGAAAUUGCCACCUCCGUCAUAUGAAGAUUAUGGCCAAGAUGUAUUGUUAGAAAGCAGCUAUGAAGAUGAUGCUACAGAUAAUGAGAGUGUGUCUACAAUGGACGGUGAUAUUAUCGAUAGCGAAGGUCAUUUAUUACCACCACCACCUGGCUUCGAGUUUAGUACCUCGCCUCAUGCAAUUCGUUCUGAUGAGUAUACGCUCAACUCUUUACCUGCUGAACCUCCCAGUUACGCCUCUGAUGAUCAAGUAAAUCAAGAGGAAGAAGACACAGCUCAGCAACUUCAGGAAAUAGUUGAAGAGGACUCACAAUACCAUUUAAGUGAGCAUUUGGACCAUGAAGAUCCUCAAGCGCAACAAAGAGAGCAAUCUCAAGAGGAAUCUGGAAAAAAGGGAAAUUUGGGCGAUAACACAAUUGCAAAUCAGUUCUUAUAG
Molecule: messenger RNA, 1572 nt
Organism: Lachancea fermentati
Lineage: Eukaryota; Fungi; Ascomycota; Saccharomycetes; Saccharomycetales; Saccharomycetaceae
Source: the annotation of a GenBank genome assembly